Messenger RNA from Aphis gossypii (cotton aphid), 540 nucleotides. RefSeq lists its product as uncharacterized. Bases 1 to 540 code for a protein of 179 amino acids. NCBI's taxonomy places the organism in Eukaryota, Metazoa, Arthropoda, Insecta, Hemiptera, Aphididae. The record is from RefSeq and is a predicted model, not a curated record. The transcript has a single exon.
AUGGUUACCAUAAAAUUAGAGGAAGCAUUUAAGCUUAUACCUAUGUGUACGGGAGAAGACGAUAUCUAUCCGUUCAUAAAUGCAUGUGAUAUGGCAGUAAAUUUGGUUGAAGAAAAAUGCGCACCGACUUUAGUUAAAUAUAUAACAACUAGGUUAUCCGGUAGAGCAUUAGAAAUGAUAAAAUAUAAAAAUGUUGCUAAAUGGGUAUACAUUAAGAGUUAUUUAUCGAAUGCUUUUGAAGAUACGACAACUGCUUCAAGUUUGCAGAUACAAUUAAAUUCCAUUAAGAUGCGUCAUGGUGAAGACGUCAAUGAUUAUUGCCAUAGAGUAGAAAAAUUGUAUUAUAAGUUAUGUAAUGCGUGUACACUUAAUAAAGAGGAAUCAGAAGCAAAAGUAAAUCACGAAACUUUAAAAGAACAAACACUGAAUAUUUUUAUAAAAGGAUUAAUAAGUCCUAUAAGAACAAUUGUAAAGGCACGAAAUCCUAAAACAUUAGAGGUAGCUAAGCAAUUUUGCAAAGGCAGAGGAAGUAGAAUAUAA